GAUAACGAAAAACCGAUAAAUCUGCCGGAGGAUCUCAGUGUCGACCACACCUCCCUCCAUUCGCUGCUUCCACUCUGGGAUUAACUCACUGCUUCUGUCCACCUGCAUCAGUUCAACCAUCACAUUUCUAACGCAAUGAAAUAAAAUAAAAACCACCCAGAAUGACAACGAGACCCCCCGCCGCUGCUCUGCUGCCGUUCACGCUCUUCUUCGCCGUGACCUGUGCCACCGUGAUCCACCAGCCGGGCUACUGCGCGUUCAGCGGGGAAUGCGGCACGAAUCCAGAGGUGGAGAACCCUCUGAUCCCAUCCAAGGUGCCGUGUGUGUUCAACAAGCCGGCCUUCACCCUCGCCCCGGCCCAGCUGGAGAGGCUGAAGCGCGUGUGCCCGAUGCUGUACACGGGCGACCAGAAUACCAGGGUGUGUUGUACUUACCCACAGCUACUGGCGCUAGACGCCAGCAUGACCAUGUCUAAGGCGUUGUUGGUCCGCUGCCCAUCGUGUGUAAGCAGCUUCACCAACCUGUACUGCCAGAACACUUGUAGCCCAGACCAGAGCCUCCACAUCAAUGUCACCCGCACCCUCCCUUACAACAUGUCGGGCCAGCCUGAGGACGCCGUGAUGGAGUACAGCUGUUACUACGGCCGACACUUCGCCGACGGUUCCUUCAACUCGUGUAAGGACGUGCGAAUCCCGGCGACCGGUGGCCUGGCCAUCUCGCCCAUGUGUGGACGGUACGGGGCCACUCUGUGCAACACUGAGCGCUGGCUGGGCUUCCAGGGGGACUCCAGCAACGGCCUGGCCCCGCUGGACAUUAACUUCGUGCUGGUGGCCAACCAGACCCCCGUGGCCGGCGGCAUGGUCCCGUACACCGGGCGCUUCUGGAGAUGCGACCAGCCCGUGUCCGCGCAGGGCCAGGCGUGUUCGUGUCAGGACUGCAGUGAGUCUUGCCCCGUUAUCCCCUCUCCCUCUCCUCCCCCCGCACCCUGGACAGUGGGUCAAAUUCCCGGCUCCCUGCUCAUGUGUAUCAUCGCCUUCCUCGUCCUGCUCGCCCUCUUCAUCCUGUUCCUGGUCCUGAGCCGAGGGCGCGGGGGGAAGAGAUCUCCCUCUAUAGCGGGGACGGGCUGCUCGGCCAAGGUGAGCAGGGAUAGCCAGGUGUGGUUGGGCAACGUGUUCAGGUGUUGGGGCACCGCAGUUGCCCGGCGCCCGCUGCCCGUGAUCGCCGCCUCUCUAGUCCUGGUCAUCGUCCUGUCGGCCGGUCUCAGUUACAUAUCUCUGACCACCGACCCGGUGGAGCUGUGGUCAGCCCCAGACAGCCGGGCCCGCCGGGAGAAGGACUACCACGAUGCCAACUUCGGCCCCUUCUUCAGGACCAACCAGGUAAUCAUCACAGUGCCCGGCCGCCCGGACUACACCUACAACUCGGUACUAUUCGGGGAGAACACAUUCUCCGGCAUGUUCGACAAGGACAUCGUGCUGCAACUACUCGACUUCCAGACCAGGCUACAGGACAUCCAGGUGUGGUCAGAGGAAGCGCAGAGGAACAUCUCGCUGCGGGACAUCUGCUUCGCCCCCCUCCACCCUCACUCGCCCGACACCAGAGACUGCGCCGUGAACAGCUUGCUCCAGUACUUCCAGAAUAACAGGGGCCUCAUCAAUGCCCAGGGAAACCAGACCAUACACGGCGUGACCGGCACUGUGGACUGGAGGGACCACUUCCUCUACUGCGCCAACUCCCCCCUAUCCUUCAAGGACAACACCGUGAUGGGAAUAAGCUGCAUGGCAGAUUACGGAGCGCCAGUCUUCCCAUUCUUGGCUGUUGGUGGCUACGAAGGUGCAGAUUUCACUCAAGCCCAAGCAUUCAUCAUGACCUUCUCCCUAAACAGCUACAGUGCCGAUGACCCCAAAUACCAGUUCGCGCUGCUCUGGGAGAAAGAAUACUUGAGAAUUCUACAAGAGUACAAGAAUGACAAAUCCAUCGACUUUGACUUUGUCUACAUGGCUGAGCGUUCUCUGGAAGAUGAGAUCAACAGGACCACAGCUGAAGAUAUCCCAAUUUUCGCCAUCAGUUACCUGGUGAUCUUCAUCUAUAUUGCCCUGGCACUGGGAGAGUACAACAGCUGGAGAACCGUCCUGAUUGACUCGAAGAUUACGCUGGGACUGGGCGGAAUCUUUGUUGUGUUGGGAGCAGUCCUUUCAUCCAUGGGUUUUUACGCCUACAUUGGGGUUCCCUCCUCCCUCAUUGUUCUCGAGGUGGUCCCCUUUCUAGUGCUUGCCGUGGGCGCAGACAACAUAUUCAUCCUCGUUCUCCAAUACCAGAGGGACGAGAGGAGAGCGGGAGAGAGUCGUGAGGAGCAGAUUGGCCGGGUGCUGGGCGACGUGGGCCCCAGCAUGCUUCUCUGCAGCUUCUCAGAGUCCAUCUGCUUCUUUCUUGGUGCUCUAACCAAGAUGCCCGCGGUGCGUACCUUUGCGCUGUAUGCAGCCCUGGCCGUUUUCCUCGAUUUCCUGCUACAGAUGUCAGCGUUCGUGGCCCUGCUGUCCCUGGACGCUCGGAGAGAGGAGGCAGCGAGGUUCGACAUUUGUUGUUGCGUGCGCUCCAAAACAAGGAAGAAGCGGAAGAAGAAAGAGGGUUUCUUGCUGAUGUUAAUGAGAGAGUAUUACGCUCCGUUCCUGCUACACUCUGUUACACGGGUUAUUGUGGUCAUCGUCUUCCUCUUCAUGUUGUGCGCGGCGGUGUUUCUGGCGCUACACGUCCGUGUGGGCCUCGACCAGGAGCUGGCCUUGCCAACGGACUCGUACAUGCUGGAUUACUUUGCUGGCCUCAACAAUUACUUAGAGGUGGGCGUCCCCGUGUACUUUGUCACCACGGCCGGUUACAACUUCUCCAGCAGAGCCGGCAUGGACGGGGUGUGUUCCAGCGUGGCGUGUGACACCAACUCCAUGACCCAGAAGAUCCAGUACGCCACCGAAUUCCCCAAGCAGUCCUACAUAGGUAUCCCUGCCUCCUCCUGGGUGGACGACUUUAUCGACUGGUUGAACCCAAUGUCCCGGUGCUGUCGACUCUUCAGCUUCGGCCCCAACACUGGUGAAUUCUGCCCAGCCGACAAAAAUUCACUGCUCUGUUUCAAGAAUUGCCUCCCAACAAAUUUCAGCGGGAUUAUCCGACCCUCCAGCGAGAAGUUCGACAAAUUCCUGCCCAGCUUCCUGAACGACACCCCCACCCUGAAAUGCUCCAAGGGAGGUUUGGGAGCGUAUGGGAAUGCCGUGAACAUAGGAGAGGGAGGGGAGAUUUUGGCCUCCAGAUUCAUGGCCUAUCAUGUGCCUCUGAAGGAUUCUCUGGAGUACACGGCUGCCCUGAAAGCUGCCCGAAUGCUCGCGGACGACAUCACGGCAAGCAUGAGGAAGGUCCCCGGCACUGACCCCAACUUCGAAGUCUUCCCUUACACGAUCACCUACGUGUUUUACGAGCAGUACCUGACAGUGGUGAACGAGGGGCUGUUCAAUGUGGGCCUCUGCCUCAUCCCCACCUUCCUGGUCUGCUGCAUCUUGCUGGGCAUGGACGUGCAGUCGGGCUUGCUCAACCUCCUCACCAUCAUCAUGAUCAUUGUGGACACACUGGGAGCCAUGACCCUGUGGAGCAUCGACUUCAAUGCUGUCUCCCUCAUCAACCUGGUCACGGCGGUCGGCAUGUCUGUGGAAUUUGUCUCCCACCUCACCCGCUCGUUUGCUGUCAGCACCAAGGAGAAUAAAGUGGAACGAGCAAAGGAGGCCACCGUCAACAUGGGGAGUGCGGUGUUUGCAGGUGUUGCCUUGACCAACCUUCCAGGCAUCGUGGUCCUGUAUUUCGCCAAAGCCCAACUCAUCCAGGUAUUCUUCUUCCGUCUGAACCUGGUGAUCACGUUGCUGGGGCUGGCCCACGGACUGGUCUUCCUCCCCGUACUGCUCAGCUACUUCGGCCCGGGUGUCAAAGUUGCAGCACUCUCGCCAACGCAUGGUGACACGGGACCUGCGCUGGACACCACCCAUGGCAACGGCUACUGCCCAAAGCUGGGCCCUGACGGCGAAGAAUCGCCACCCAUGGCACUUUGUAACGGGACAACCCAGCUGGGACAAGACAAGGUCCCUGGACACACAAACACCCUCACAGAGAAACCCUCAGAAAACCACACACACGCCACCAUCUCCACCAUCUCUACAUUGUGAGACUGCUUUGUGUUUGGCUCUUGGUGUCAACACCUGGUCGAAUCUCCAGCUCCGGUAGAACAUUGCGAUGGAUUUUCCCAGCGGCGUCUUCGCUGGAAGUCAACGGUUACCAUCGAACCCAUUGUCGGCCGGGCACCAGCCUCCUGUGUCUCACCGUGCCACCCCGCCCCACACGUCUCUUACUCUGCUCCUUGCCUCUUCGCUGGUUCCCACUGAGACCUGUACACCUCACCGCUUCCCAACAUGUCUCCAUCUUCUCCAUAACCUGGGCGCUGGAUGGAAAUUCCACCACGUUCUGUCUCGGAGCUCCCCGGCCCUUCCGCCCAACUCCACCCUCUCCGUCCCAGAGAACGCUUCCCAUCCAGUCCUGGGGGGCUCCAGAUUCUGACCCCUGGGGGGGGGGGGGGGAGCCGGACAAUAAUGUCCCACCCCUGAUCUCAAACCCUCCAAUGUCCCAGCAGGUCAGUCAAUGUGAGAGAGGCAUAGACGAUAGACAAUAGGUGCAGGAGUGGAGGCCAUUCACAUUCAAUGUGAUCAUGGCUGAUCAUCCCCAAUCAGUACCCCGUUCCUGCCUUCUCCCCAUAUCCCCUGACUCCGCUAUCUUUAAGAGCCAUAUCUAGCUCUCUCUUGAAAGCAUCCAGAGAACCUGCCUCCACCGCCCUCUGAGGCAGAGAAUUCCACAGACUCACAACUCUCUGUGAGAAAAAGUGUUUCCUCGUCUCCGUUCUAAAUGGUUACUCCUUAUUCUUAAACUGUGGCCCCUGGUUCUGGACUCCCCCAACAUCGGGAACAUGUUUCCUGCCUCUAGCGU
Amblyraja radiata (thorny skate) is the source of this 5013-nucleotide messenger RNA. RefSeq names its product NPC1-like 1 (gene npc1l1). Gene Ontology annotation, molecular function: cholesterol binding; lipid carrier activity. The coding region runs from base 162 to 4202 and encodes 1346 amino acids. Gene Ontology annotation, cellular component: plasma membrane. The record is from RefSeq and is a predicted model, not a curated record. The transcript has 19 exons. Gene Ontology annotation, biological process: intestinal cholesterol absorption; cholesterol homeostasis; sterol transport. Lineage: Eukaryota; Metazoa; Chordata; Chondrichthyes; Rajiformes; Rajidae.